UUUAUGAUGCUCCUCGGCGGGUCGUCUCUGCACGUCGAGCGGCGACGGGAAGGAAAUCAUUUGCCGACUUUCGACGUGUUCCUGUCAGUCAUGGCACCGUUUCCAGACGUCAAGUCGCAGCAUGUCCUGUCCUGAAGGGAAGCCGUGCUGCAGGAGAGAGUAGAGGCCAGCACCAGCCGGCCAGAGGAGUGUGGUGAAGCAGAGGUGCACUUGGGUCCAGGGAUCAUCAAUGUGGACUUCAUCUGGCGAUUUGACAAGUCACAUAUAGGAGCUCCUGGAGUUUCUCCUUUCCCCUCUCCCCUCCCUUCCCUCUGCCCCUCCCUACCCUUGUUCCCUUGUCGGUCUUCUCCCUGAUCCCCCUCUUCCCCUUCUCUGAGAUUCACCAUGCUCAUUAAAGAGUACCGCAUCCCCAUGCCCAUGAGUGUGGAGGAGUACCGGAUCGCUCAGCUCUACAUGAUCCAGAAAAAGAGCAGAGAAGAGAGCUGUGGUGAGGGCAGUGGGGUAGAGAUCCUGGAGAACAAGCCUUACACUGAUGGACCAGGUGGGACAGGCCAGUACACCCACAAGGUCUACCACAUUGGCAUGCACAUUCCCAGCUGGUUCCGGUCUAUCCUGCCUAAAGCGGCACUGAGGGUUGAAGAGGAGUCCUGGAACGCCUACCCUUACACCCGCACCAGAUACACUUGUCCAUUUGUUGAGAAGUUUUCCAUUGAUAUUGAGACCUACUACAAACCUGACACAGGCAAUCAAGCAGAUGUCUUCAACUUGUCGGCAGCAGACAAGAGACAAAGGACUAUUGACCCAAUCGACAUAGUGACAGAUCCCAUUGCCCCGCACGAGUACAAAGCAGAGGAAGACCCAAGACUUUACACGUCAAUUAAAACACAGAGGGGUCCCCUGAGAGAUGACUGGAUAGAGGAGUACAACAAUAACCAAGGGAUGACGCCCAUCAUGUGUGCCUACAAACUGUGUAAAGUGGAGUUUCGUUACUGGGGCAUGCAGUCUAAGAUUGAGCGUUUCAUUCACGAUGUUGGAUUGAGAAAGGUGAUGGUGCGUGCCCACCGGCAGGCCUGGUGCUGGCAGGAUGAGUGGUACGGUCUCACCAUUGAGGACAUCAGGCAGCUGGAGCUGGAGACUCAGCUGGCACUGGCCACCAAAAUGGCCCAAUUUUGCCAGGCAGAGGAGGCCACCGAAGCGAAUGAAGGUGCACCUACUCCGGACAAAGACAAGGAAGCUAAAGAGGCAAUCAGCUCCAUCGAAGCAGAUGAAGUGGUUUCCAGCUCGGGAGGAGACACUCUGCAGCCCCGGGGUGUACUCACCAAGCAAUGGUCCACCUCAUCCCGAUCCUCUCGCUCAUCCAAGAGAGGAGUGAGCCCAUCACGUCACAGCCUCUCAGAGUGGAGGAUGCAGAGUAUAGCAAGAGACUCGGACGACAGCUCGGAUGAGGAGUUCUUCGAUGCUCAUGAGGAUCUCUCAGAUGGCGAGGAGGUCUUUCCAAAGGAAAUUACCAAAUGGAACUCCAAUGACCUCAUGGAUAAGAUUGAAGCGGCAGACACUGAGGAAGCUUCUGGUGAGCUCUUUAAGGAAAUGACUUCGGAUUAUGGAAGAACAACAAGUGAGGACAGACUAGACGAGAUGCCCGACUCACUUAGCAGCAAAGCCGAUAGCUCCCCCAUUCCCACCAUCCUCGUAACAAGGCACCAGUCAGAGAGUACAUCACAGCAGUGUCUGCAGCCUUCCAAGAUCCAUGUGCUGAUCCUGGUCCUUCACGGAGGGAACAUCCUGGAUACAGGCGGAGGAGAUCAGAACAGCAAGCAGGCCGACGUCAACACUAUAAGUACAGCUUUUGACACAGUCAUGCGUGUUCACUACCCCGCUGCUCUGGGACGCAUCGCCAUCCGCUUGGUGCCCUGCCCUGCCAUCUGUGCCGAGGCCUUCUCUUUAGUGUCUAAUCUAAGCCCUUACAGCUAUGAUGAGGGCUGUCUGUCCAGCAGCCAGGACCACAUCCCGCUAGCGGCUCUGCCCCUUCUGGCCACCUCGGCUCCACAGUACCAGGACGCCGUGGCCACCGUUAUUGCUCGAGCCAACCAGGUGUAUGCAGAUUUUUUAAAGUCUCUGGAUGGGGCUGCCUUCUCUGGUCAGGUAUGCCUCAUUGGAGACUGUGUGGGAGGAAUCUUGGGGUUUGAUGCUCUGUGCAAUAGCAAUCCCACAGUGAAUGAAAGCCAGAACAGCAGCCGUCGGGGCAGUGUCAUCAGUGUGCAGGACCAGGACCUUCUCUCUCCUGGCAUAAUUAUCAACAGCGGACAAGGAUCAGCAUCUCCAACCUUGGAGGGCAGCCGCCACCUCAGUCGCAGUAACAUUGACAUUCCUCGUGCCGGUGCAAGUGACGAGGCCAAGAGGCAACUGCCACGCAAGAGAAGCGACUCCUCCACUUACGAACUGGACACGAUAAAACAACACCAGGCUUUCCUGUCCAGCUUGCACUCCAGCGUCUUGAGGAAUGACUCUGCUUCACGCAGGUCAAGCAGCAGCACCAUGCUGGAUGGAAGCUCUCUGGGGAAAUUUGACUUUGAGGUGUCUGACUUUUUCCUCUUUGGCUCGCCACUGGGUUUGGUACUCGCGCUGAGGAAGACUGUGAUCCCUAUGUUGGAUGUGGCGCAGCUGCGGCCUGCUUGUCAGCAGGUUUAUAACUUGUUCCACCCAGCUGAUCCCUCAGCUUCCCGCCUGGAACCUCUGCUGGAGCGGAAAUUUCACCUCCUCCCUCCCUUCAACGUGCCACGUUACCAGCGGUUUCCCCUGGGAGAUGGAAACUCUGCCCUACUGGUGGAGACAGUCCAGAGCAACACUCAGCUGCUGCUUGAUAGUGGGCCCCCCUUGUCCCUCCGCUGUCAGGAGACCAUCAGUGAGACCUGCAUUCCUGUGCCCGUGCUAAACUGGCAGGAAGGCGCCCUCAAAGCCACACCCGCCACUAUGGAGUCGGAUGUUGUUCAGUCUCAUGGUGGUGUCUUCAUGGACAGUUCGUACCCCUCAUCCCCUGUAACAGGCCCCCUCUCCCGGGGCCAGCGGAGGGCCAGUGAGGUCAGCAUUGCCAGCCAGGUCUCAGGAAUGGCAGACAGUUACACUGCCACCAACAUAGCCAACACCAAAUCAGACCAGAUUAACCAAUCCAAAAAGUUCAGCCUUUUGUCUCAGCUCGCCCUGUCGUCGCAAAACAAAUUCUUCCUGAAAAGCCCUCCUAAGUCUCGUAAGAAAGCGGCGGCUGGCCAGGCUGCCACAUAUCCUGAUGUACGUCUAGUGGCAGAGCUGGAUGAUGCAGACUGUAGCGGAGGUCUGAGUCCCUGCCUGUCAGCAGGGCUAGACCAUGCUAUAUGCGAUCUUGUCUCACUGGACUCCCAAGCUGAAGUUGAACAAGUUGCAGCACGUUGGUGGGGCACAAAGCGGCUGGACUUUGCCCUUUACUGCCCCGACGCUCUGACCGCUUUCCCCACUGUGGCAUUACCGCACCUCUUCCACGCAUCAUACUGGGAAUCCACUGAUGUUGUGUCGUUUCUCCUGAGACAGGUCAUGAGGCACGAAAACUCAAGCAUUCUGGAGCUGGAUGGCAAAGAAGUGUCUGAAUUCACCCCGUCUAAACCCCGAGAGAAGUGGCUCCGGAAGAGGACUCACGUUAAGAUCAGGAAUGUUACUGCCAACCACCGCGUGAACGACGCCGUGUUUACUGAAGAUAGCCAGCAGGUCGUGACAGGUCGCUUCAUGUAUGGCCCUCUGGACAUGGUCACUUUAGCCGGGGAGAAGGUUGACCUCCACAUCAUGACCCAGCCGCCGUCCGGGGAAUGGGUGUUCUUCAAAACAGAGGUGACGAACAGCAGUGGCCGCGUGUCGUUCAUCAUCCCGGAGGACAAGCGCCUGGGCAUCGGAGUCUACCCCGUCAAAAUGGUUGUGAGGGGUGACCACACAUUUGCAGACAGUUACCUGACUGUUAUUCCUCGCGGCACAGAGUUUGUAGUAUUCAGCAUUGAUGGUUCAUUUGCUGCCAGCGUAUCAAUCAUGGGCAGUGAUCCCAAAGUGCGGGCGGGGGCUGUAGACGUUGUCAGGUACUGGCAGGAUUUAGGCUAUUUGAUCAUCUAUGUGACCGGACGUCCCGACAUGCAGAAGCAGCGAGUGGUAGCUUGGUUGUCUCAGCACAACUUCCCACAUGGCAUUGUCUCGUUCUGCGAUGGCCUCGUCCACGAUCCUCUCAGACACAAGGCUAACUUCCUCAAGUCCCUUACAGAGGUUCACAUGAAGAUUUUUGCUGGCUAUGGAUCAAGCAAAGACAUCUCUGUCUACACCUCAAUCGGCCUACCUUCUUCCCAAAUAUACAUUGUCGGCAGGCCCUCUAAGAAGAUGCAGCACCAGUGUCAGUUCAUCACAGAGGGAUACGCAUCACAUUUGUCUCAGCUGGAGUACAAACACCGUUCUCGGCCAGCAAAGUCGAGCAGCGCUCGCAUGGUGUUGCGCAAAGGCAGCUUCGGCUUGGGUGCAAACAGCGACUUCCUGAGGAAGAGGAACCACCUGUUGCGCACCAUCUCCUCACAGCCAGCCCCCAGCUCCCCAACAGGCAGCAUCCACAACCGACCAGAGCGCACACAGAGCCAGUCAGACAGCGAGCGGCUGGAACGGGAGCGGCUGGAGCGCACUCACAGCCAGAGCCAAGGGGCGACUCAGCGCAGCAUGAGCAUAACGGCGAGUUGCUGGGGCCGCAGCAGCAGCACCAAGCUGGAGCCGGGGGCUUUCAACCCAAAAUGAGGGCGGAGAUGCAAUGUGACAGAACCUACUAGAGUGACUUACAAAUACAGUGCUGAGGAAAAAACAUGAACACGGAGGGAAAAAAACUGUUGGUUUGUACCAUAUGAGUAAAUACUACAAGGAAAUCUGGUGCUACAGACCACUCUUUUUAAAGGCCGGUCACACUCAAAACAAACAUUUCAGGAUAGGCCGUAGCUAUAUUCAUCAUAAAACAGACUAAUGGGACAUUUUACUGCACCCUCCUGAAACACAACAUGUACACAUGCGCAUAAAUCUGAUAUUAUAGGGACUUGGACUGUUUCUACUGUAAAAUAUUGUUGUAAUGCUGUUGGAUAUUUAUUGGUCUUGAAUACAAGGUCAGUUUUCACCCUUUGACAGUUUUUAGGAUGGAGAUGAUUACACAUAAACCACUCCAAUUCUGUAUUUGUAGAAAAAAAAAAUGUUAGAGACAGCUGGUAUCAGAUAAACACACUGAUACUUCACUCUAACUAAUGUGGCCAAUGCAAGCACAACAGCAACAGAGACAUGUGUAUAGUAGUUUUAAGGCUGUCCUUUUUAUGUCAUAACCAGGUAUGUUGUAGCCUGAAAAGCAGAGCUGGGAUUCGAGUGACACUGGACUGCGUGUCUCACUUUUUGUUGAUGUGGACUUACACACAAUGAGAAAGCCAAACUGAAUUAUUGACAGGAUUUGUAAGAGGAAUUGUGCUCAUUUUUCAAGAACACAGAACGGUGUUGUAGUGAUUUGUAAGCCAACCAGAAAUGACCCGAUCAAUUGACUAAAUUUAACGAACAUCAGACUCUAGGUAAAAGUCACACUUGUUUUAUCCUCUGCUCUGAGACAUGAAGAAAUAUUGAAAUCUAACCUGAGAGUACCCUUUAACUUUGACUCCAGCGGAAACUGUUUCCGGGCUUGUAUAUCAUUUCUCCACAUAUAACGUAUGACUCAGUUAUAGGGAAAACUCCUACUACUGUAGGCUUGACGUGCCAAAGCUAACAGUAUAGAACGUUAUGCUGCACAUUAGCAGAGAGGAGAAUAUUGAGAUGUCCUGUGUAAAGAUGGAUGAGGUUAUGUAAGUAGUUUAAUGCCUUAACAAGGCUUGUACAUAAUUGUUACAUUACAGUGCAGAUCUGGUAUCUGGUUCACUGAAAACCAGUUUCAAGUGUCUUAUUUACUCUGGCAGUGAACACCAACUCAGUCAGGAGAUAUUUUAUUGAUUGAUGAUGAUACUUAUUGCUAUUUAAGAUUAUAGAUAUUUUAAGAUGUAUUGAUUUUGUGAACAAAAUGUGUUUUAAGAUUACUUUUGUUAUGUUUGUGUGUUUUCUCUUUAAACUUGAGUUGCAGCAGCCAAAAUGCAAAUGUUUUGCCUGGCACAGUAUUGUAUUUUUAUUAUUUUAUCUUGCAGAUCACUAGAAAUGUACCAACAGAACUGCUGUUUUGUGUCAUAUAUUGUAUGUUUCUUAUUGGGUAUUUUGGAAAGAUGGGAUUUGUCUUAUCCCGAAGCUGUAAAUGAGGUGUUGAAUGUGCUCUUAGAUAAUCCUCCCUAGGUUAAACUCUUUCUGUUCUGCUGCACCUUUUAGAGAAGAAAAUAUGUAAACUGUAAAAUAUGUAAAAUAUGCUGUUGAAUUUAGGAACACAGAGCUGAGAUUUGCUCUAUCCUGCCAGCCAUUCACUUCAAAAAUCCAGUGAUUUUUUUUUUCUUCUUCAUCCAGUUGAUGGUCAUUUGUUCUUUUAACAGGGUUGACUACAGAUGACUAAUAUGAGCUCAAAUGCAAGGGGAAACGUGCAAUAUUAUUCAGCAGCAAAGCCGCAUCAAACAAGCCGUUAAGGAAACAUCCGAGUGCACUGACAAUCAGUCGAACUGGCAUGCUCUCCAGAAGUCCAAUUGCAGGGGGUAUCUCACCUGGUCUCAGUACCACCCAAAGGCCCAGGCUCUAUUUUAUAAAAUAGAGAUUUCUCCUGAUAAAGUGGGAUUGACCUCAUAAUCGUGUGGAAGAGCUUUCCAGAAGCUAUUAGAUACACUCGGCUAAAAUAAUGCAGAUUGACAAAGGAAAAAAAGUCCUGCAAUAACCCUUGAUUGAGAGGAAGAUCAUGUUCAAAUUGUUUUAGAAGUGUUUAAAAGUACGUUAUUUUAAACUGAAGUUUAGAAUUUUAUGGUGAGAUGUUUUGGAUAUUUUUUCCACCACACAUCUUAAUGAUGGUAGAUAACUAGACAUCCUGGUUCAAACGUACCUGCGAUCUUAGGAGCGCGUUUGCUCUGGUGAACGCUGUAAAUCCUUUUACACUGCUGUACCUCUGAUUUUGACCCAUGUUAAGAUUCAGCAUGAAGCCAUAACUCUUGAGAAGGUUGCUGGUUAUAAAACUGCUGUUUUUAUGUUAACACAUUUAAAAAAAAAGUAUUUUUAAAAGACAGGCAAUGCUGCAAAACAUACCCUCAUUUAACUUCUGAACCACAUUUCUUGAUCUGAAGCCGGAGAAUGUAGAGAUGAAGUGCAGCAGUGGUUGAAGUUUGGAUACCUCUGGGCAGACAAUCUCUUCUGUUCUGCUAUGGACAAACACAUUACCAGAGGCCUUAUAUGUCGCUUUUCUGCCUUACAUUGAACAUUUGUGGCAAGGCCUAGAAUGGAUGCUGUUCACGUCUAAACUGACUUCGUGGAGAAGGACAGACUGUUGGUCUAGAUUUUUACCUUGUGGAUAUAUGAGGCGCCCAUGUUUUGUAAAAAAAAAAAGCAAA
Cololabis saira (Pacific saury) is the source of this 7520-nucleotide messenger RNA. RefSeq names its product membrane-associated phosphatidylinositol transfer protein 2-like. The transcript is spliced from 27 exons. The record is from RefSeq and is a predicted model, not a curated record. Lineage: Eukaryota; Metazoa; Chordata; Actinopteri; Beloniformes; Belonidae. Gene Ontology annotation, biological process: phospholipid transport. Gene Ontology annotation, molecular function: phosphatidylcholine binding; phosphatidylinositol binding; metal ion binding. Gene Ontology annotation, cellular component: cytoplasm. The coding region runs from base 385 to 4788 and encodes 1467 amino acids.